UUUGGUGAUAUUUUGUAUGCUAUGUGGUGCUUAUGAUUGGUGUUUGCCUUCUUUUUUUUUUUUUUUUUUUUUUUUUUGCUGUGUUCUCGUGUUUUUUUUUUUUUUUUUUUUUUUUUUUUUUUUUUCUUCUCCAAGUUCAACUUCAUUAUUGUUACAGGAUAUAGUGAAUGCAGGGUCCGGGGAGAGCGGAUAUAGUGAAUGCGGGGUCCGGGGAGAGCGGAUAUAGUGAAUGCGGGGUCCGGGGAGAGCGGAUAUAGUGAAUGCAGGGUCCGGGGAGAGCGGAUAUAGUGAAUGCGGGGUCCGGGGAGAGCGGAUAUAGAAAAUACAGGGUCCGGGGAGAGCGGAUAUAGUGAAUGCGGGGUCCGGGGAGAGCGGAUAUAGUGAAUGCGGGGUC
Staurois parvus is the source of this 394-nucleotide messenger RNA. NCBI's taxonomy places the organism in Eukaryota, Metazoa, Chordata, Amphibia, Anura, Ranidae. The record is from the annotation of a GenBank genome assembly.